GUGCAAGCGCUAACCAUUUCUGCGCAGUCCACGCAUGGCUCUAUCGCACGUACACCGCCAUUAAUCUCGAAUAUCCUUCAAAUGUUCCUCGUCCGAGGAUCGUUAUCUAUGAUUUUGGUCUAUACGGAUGGCAAAUCUCACUCCUCAAUUCGCUCAAAUCAGCCGGCUUCCUGACCGAACUGCGCAAGUUCGACUACUCGAAAUACCCAGACUUUUGGGAUAUAAGAAUCCAUAAGGGAGAAUAUGGCUGGAAAGUGGGCGCUUUGUCGGAAAUAGUUCGAGACUUUCCGGGAAUAGUAGUGUGGCUGGACUCGGGCUCAUUAAUGAGAACACCUUUUUUGCGGAAUAUCGAAAAUCUGCUAGUCAAGGAUAAGUGUAUCGCGUCUCCCCGAUCUGCUGCAACUCUCUUCGUAUGGACUCACCCUGGUAUGUACGACUAUUAUGGCGUGCCUCAACCGGAGGAAUUUCGUGACGUUGAGAACUGUAGUUCAGGGGUGCUCGUUUUCAAUACUCACACAGCUGGUAAACUACUGGAAGAUUGGCUGGACUGUGCUCUUCACAAAGACUGCAUCGCACCUCCAGGAUCAAGCAGGAAAAAUCAUCGUCAAGAUCAGUCAGCAUUUACGUAUCUUUCUGCAAGAGAAGGAUGUUUUUGUAAUUUGACCGCAGCCGAGUUUAAUGUAAUGAAUCAUAUGGAUUACCAGUGUGCAGAGAACGUAGUUCGCUUUGAGCAGCUGAAUUCUGUACCGUGGAAUAUUACUGAAUACGAUAGGCUGCGAAUGAAAAAGACUAAAAGCAGACGGAGGGGACCUUGGUGGGAUUUGUUGUGGGAAGUAAAACCUUGA
This is a messenger RNA of Paraglomus occultum, 845 nucleotides long. The record is from the annotation of a GenBank genome assembly. NCBI's taxonomy places the organism in Eukaryota, Fungi, Glomeromycota, Glomeromycetes, Paraglomerales, Paraglomeraceae.